AUGUCUCUAACUUUGUUAAAUUCGAAUCAAGAUGUACGACAAUGGAUAGCCCCGCUAAAGUUGUCCUACUCGGAGGUGUGUGAAAAAUUUGGAAUCGACAUUAAAAACGAUCGACGCAAUGCCUUCUUUUGGAACAUGAUGCUGGGUAAAAAUAUUAUAAUCAACGACGAUUUGCUAUCUUGGUGUGGUUAUACGGGCGACUACCGAAAUAUGAAAACAAAUUUUAUGUCUUUAUUGAAAAAGAAUCCACACUUUAAGUACGAAGAAAUCGAUGAUGCCAGUUUUCGGAAGAAACGCUACAUUGUUCUGGAUACGCUGCAUUUCGAGUCGCUGCUGAUGCAAAUGCGCAGUCGCAAAGCUCAAGAGAUACGCGAGUUGUAUUCUUUCCUUAAAUACAUUUCCAUGCAGUAUAUGAAAUAUGAAAAAUAUUUCGAGGAGUACCGCAAUGAAUUGAUUAGCGCUCAAAACAAUCAAUUGACGCAGUCGGUUCACGAGUUGAAGGAUCUAGUGUUGCUGGUGAAAUCGAAUGCCGAUCGCGAAAUUGAACGAGCCGAACAAGAGAGACUAAAGGCGGAAGAGGAGAGACGGCAAGCAGAAAAACGUCACUUGACCGUGUCCACCAAGCUGGACAUUAUACGCAAACGUAUACGCACCGAAGUGGUGGAUCAAUUGCGUACAGAAAUUGCGCCGCUUGUUGCACCAUUGCCCAUCAAUCGCAAAAAGGAUCGCUGUUUGGCGUUGAUCGGGGUAAUACCGAACCGAGAAUGGUACAUUGUCAGGAGGCAACGCGAGAGCUUCGAAAAGGCAAUUUGUGUAUUUAUGAAGAGGAAUCCUAAUGCCAAUUUGGUGAAACGGUGGCGCGGAUUGGCGCACUCGAUCGACAUUGGUAAUUGUAUUAAAUUGCGCAUGCGAAACUUGAAAUGGUUUGCUCGAGGAAACAUUUUACGGAUCGUCGAUGAUGCUUCUGAUGCUACAGCCAUCGUCGUAUAUUCCGACCAGGAUAUUGUGGAUGCGAUAAAUGCGAUCUUAGAGGAAAAUUGCGCGAUACAAUUGUCUGAGAAAACGGAACGCCUUUUGAAUACAAGCUCCGAAUCGUCUCAAUCGGAUAUUUUCGAACUAUAG
Messenger RNA from Parnassius mnemosyne (clouded apollo), 1122 nucleotides. The record is from the annotation of a GenBank genome assembly. Lineage: Eukaryota; Metazoa; Arthropoda; Insecta; Lepidoptera; Papilionidae.